AGGAAUGAAAAGAAGAAUGAAAAGAAAGAAGAAAAGAAGAAAUUGGAUGAUAAAAAGGAAGCUGAUAAGAAAGGAGACAAGAAAGGAGAAGAUUGUGGGAAUGCAAGAGGAGGAAAAGGUGGAUGGAAGAUGAAAAUUGAUUAUAGACAGAUUAAAGUAGUUUAUAAAGAUUAA
Messenger RNA from Entrophospora sp. SA101, 174 nucleotides. NCBI's taxonomy places the organism in Eukaryota, Fungi, Glomeromycota, Glomeromycetes, Entrophosporales, Entrophosporaceae. The record is from the annotation of a GenBank genome assembly.